Paraglomus brasilianum is the source of this 2565-nucleotide messenger RNA. The record is from the annotation of a GenBank genome assembly. Lineage: Eukaryota; Fungi; Glomeromycota; Glomeromycetes; Paraglomerales; Paraglomeraceae.
AUGUUAUCAUCACACAUAUCCGCACGAGCUAUCGGAUCUUCGAUACGAUAUAACACUAGUCGAUACAUUGGCACGCUUGGGGCUCUACCCGCUAUAAGAAAGCGUUGGAAAUUUACAAGUACCCAAAAGCAGCAACAACAGCAAUCGUCACGAGCAUAUUCGCGAAACUCACCAAAGAAUGAGCAAAAAACACUCUUAAAACUUCUCGAAAACAUCGGUUCUCGCAGAGAAGUCGAACAAUAUCUACGCAUAUUUUCAGAAGUCGACCAGCAAAGAUUUGCAGUAAUCAAAGUCGGUGGUGGUGUGCUCGAAAACGAAUUGAACGAUUUAGUAGAUUCUCUUACUUUUCUCUAUAGAGUAGGUCUAUACCCAAUUGUAGUGCAUGGUGCUGGUCCACAGCUGAACAAAAAAUUUAAAGAAGCAGGUAUACCACCUGGCUAUUCUGUCGAUGGCGUCAGAGUGACCUCCGCAGACAUGCUCAGAAUUGCUCGAAACGUAUUCUCGGACCAAAAUCUUAAACUGGUGGAAGCCUUGGAAGAAUUAGGAACGCGAGCUCGUCCAAUUCAUGGUGGUGUAUUUAUAGCCGAUUAUUUGGAUAAAGAGAAAUACGGCUAUGUUGGAACAAUCACUGAUGUCAGAAAGAAUGCCGUCGAGGCUAGCAUUAAAAUGGGCGCAUUACCUAUAUUGACUUGCUUGGCCGAGACGCCUUCUGGUCAAUUGCUGAACGUUAAUGCUGACACUGCUGCUAGCGAGUUGGCCAAAGCCCUCAAACCCCUCAAGACUAUAUAUCUCAAUGAGGAAGGACAAUUAACCAAUAGCGAAACUAAAAGAAAAAUUGACAUGAUUAACUUGGAUGAAGAAUAUGAUUGGUAUAUGGCACAACCAUGGGUCAAGUUUGGCACCCACUUGAAGAUCAAAGAAUCCAAAGAACUUCUCGAUCAACUUCCGGAAACAUCAUCAGUCGCUAUCACAUCUGCCAACCAGCUCCAAAAGGAGCUUUUUACGGAUAGCGGUGCGGGAACAUUGAUACGUCGAGGAUAUCGUUUGUUCAAAUAUGAUUCACUCGACAACGUAAACUCUGAAAAUCUGCAGAGUCUGCUGGAAAAGGACCCUCAAACAGUUUCUGGGUACGUUACUGCUUAUCUUAGUACGCUAUCUCAAAGACCAUUUAAAAUUUAUUGUGAUGAGCCGUACGAUGUUGCGGCCAUUGUCACAUACGACAAGAGUGCUGGCAUUCCAUUCCUCGAAAAGUUUAGCGUAACAGAAAAGGGAAGUUUGAAUGAUGUAACGGAUAAAGUAUGGGAGUCUAUCAAGAAGGAUAACUCGCAAUUAUUUUGGGUAGUAAACGGAGAGGAAAAAGACAAAGCAUGGCAUUUUGAUAAAUCUCAGGGUAGUUACACCAAGGGUUCGCAAACGCUCUUCUGGUACGGAGUUGAAGAUAUUGACAAAAUGGUUUCAAUAAUCAAUCAGUUCACCGCCUCUCAAGCUACUCCGGAAGCAACUCCGCUUUCUAAAGCUGGGACAAGAGCUUAUUCAACUAGUGCCUAUCAAAGUCGCGAUGCGUUUUCUGCUUACAACAUUCUUCGCCGUCAAUAUAGUACUACCGCCUCACCCGCAAAAGUUGCACUCAUCGGUGCUCGUGGAUAUACAGGACAGAAUUUUAUUACUCUCGUCAAUAAUCACCCUCAUCUUUCGCUAUCUCAUGUGUCAUCGCGAGAACUAGAGGGCAAAAAGUUGGAAGGAUACACAAAGAGUGAGAUUAUAUAUAGUAAUUUAAACGCUGAACAGAUAAAAGAAAUGCAGAAGAAUGGAGAAGUCGAUUGUUGGGUUAUGGCCUUGCCUAAUGGUAUAUGUGCCCCGUUUGUUCAAGCCGUUGAUGACGCUAAAGCCGGCAAGAGUCUUAUUGUCGACCUUAGCGCUGAUUAUAGAUUCACGAACGAGUGGACAUACGGUUUACCUGAGCUCGGCAACCGUGAAGCAUUGCGUACUGCAACACGUAUAUCGAACCCAGGCUGUUAUGCGACAGGCUCUCAACUUGCUAUUGCUCCCCUAGUCCCAUAUGUUUCAUCGCCGCCAACAGUCUUUGGCGUAUCUGGUUACUCGGGAGCAGGCACGAAACCGUCGCCAAAGAAUGACGUAAAUUAUCUCAAAGACAAUCUUAUUCCCUACAGUCUUACAAACCACAUUCAUGAACGUGAGAUCAGUCACCAUCUUGGCACAACUGUCAAUUUCACUCCUCAUGUCGCAUCAUUUUUCCAAGGAAUUGCGUUGACGAUCAACAUUCCCCUCAACAAGACUUUCAAGUCGUCUGAAAUUAAAGAAUUAUACGAACAGCAGUAUAAAGGGGAGAAGUUGAUUAAGGUUGUUGGAGAUGUACCCGUUGUAAAGGAUAAUGCCCAAAAACAUUUUGUCAAGAUUGGAGGAUUUGGUGUAGACGCUACUGGAAAGAGAGUAGUCAUGAUUGCGACGAUAGACAAUUUGUUGAAGGGCGCUGCUACUCAGGCAUUACAGAACAUCAACCUUGCUCUUGGAUAUGACGAAACCGCUGGAAUUCCUCUCGAAUGA